Messenger RNA from Chlorocebus sabaeus (green monkey), 3925 nucleotides. It is a transcript of the gene DNAJC24, whose product is annotated as DnaJ heat shock protein family (Hsp40) member C24. Gene Ontology annotation, molecular function: ferrous iron binding; ATPase activator activity. The record is from RefSeq and is a predicted model, not a curated record. Gene Ontology annotation, biological process: positive regulation of ATP-dependent activity. Lineage: Eukaryota; Metazoa; Chordata; Mammalia; Primates; Cercopithecidae.
CCACAACUGCUCGACCAGAAAAGCGGACACGUCGGCGCAGUGACUUCCGGCGGAAGAAGAAGCCGGUCCCAAGUUCUGGCCGACAGUAGGCAAGGAGUGGGCGGCAGCGCAUAUGUGAAGUUAGCUAAUCUGAGAAGGCCCACUUCUGGUUCCAUGGAUGAUGGCUGCUGAGCAGAUGCCCAAAAAGGAUUGGUACAGCAUCCUGGGGGCAGACCCAUCUGCAAAUAUGUCAGACCUAAAAGAAAAAUAUCAAAAACUCAUAUUAAGGUAUCAUCCAGAUAAACAAAGUACAGAUGUAUCAGCAGGAACAGUGAAGGAAUGUGUACAGAAGUUCAUCGAAAUUGAUCAAGCGUGGAAAAUUCUAGGAAAUGAAGAGACAAAAAGAGAGUAUGACUUGCAGCGGUAUGAAGAUGAUCUAAGAAAUAUAGGACCAGUAGAUGCUCAAGUAUAUCUUGAAGAAAUGUCUUGGAAUGAAGGAAGAAAAGAAUAUCUGCCAUUUCCCUUGAUACAACACGAAGUCAUGUCUUUUUUGCUUUUCUGUUAUUAAAAUUUUAGAACUUAAAUCCAAUGUAGUUUCCCCAUUCUUCUGAUGGUUCCUUGAAUUGUUCUGGUUAGACAUCAUUAAAUUGGGAAACACCCUUUACUAAACGGAAGCCAUGAGUACCAUACUUACUUGUUUCUCUGGGUAAAUGAAGAAAAUCUUACCAUUUCCUAGAAUCUUUAGAUACUCUUAACCCUUUAACCUUAUUGUGCAGCAUGAAGUACAAAUUCCCUCAAGGUUUAUAAAAAUCUACUAAUGAGUGUGGAUAGGUAGAAGAUAAAAACAGAGCCAUCUGAAACCAAAUUUACUUUUUAAAUGGCAAAUUCUUAACUUAGUGCCCCUAAGAUGUGGGUCACAAGCCAUAUUAACUUAGAAAGGGAAUCACAUCUUUGCCUCUGGGACCAUUCUGCCCCCAACCCCUCAAGUGAAAUCCUAGAGUAGAAAUUCAGUGAAUCAUUGGUAAAGUUGAGGUUUUGUAUAACUGGGGCUCCUAGUGAUGGUGACAGCCUCUUUAGAGUAAACAGGAAGAAAUACUGUGAAAACAAUACACUAGUGACACAGACUUUUCACUGCUAGUUUGUGGAAGGGACACUCUAGAACAUGUCAUUUAUCAGGGAGACUUGCCUAACUAAAACAAUAUAUAUGCACAUAUGUAUAUAUACACAUACACUUUUUAUUUUUUUCCAAAUACACAGACUUCAAGGAGACUAAGUAUGUUUUGAAAAUAUAGUUUGUCUCCUUAUCAAUUGGUAUGUAUAUGUAUGUUUGUAUGUGUUUAAUGUCUUAUUAAAUUAGUUCUUGCUAUAGUCGAUAUGGGUAAUAUAUUUUAUAUGAUAAUGUGAAAAUACUGAAAAAUGGUUUGUAUAAUUUUUUUUCCCUUUUAAAUAUAUAACAAUAUAAUGUUAAGAUCUUAAUUUAACAUGAGAAUACGGGCUGGGAGCCUGGAAUCCCAGCACUUUGGGAGUCUGAGUUUGGAGAAUCACAGAGGUCAGGAGUUUGAGACCAGCCUGGGCAACAUAGGAAGACUCUGAGAACAGAUUGUGAGAAUAGGAAAAAUAAAAAAUAAAAACAAAACAAAGCAAAAAAAUAGCAAGACCACAUGUGUACAAAAAAUUAUAUAUAUAUAUGUGUGUGUGUAUAUAUAUAUAUACACACAUAUAAACUUUUAAAAAGAAAAGGAAGAAACAUAAUAUGGAUUAGUGGCUUAAGCAUCUGUCUGGUCAAUAAAUACAUGGACUUUCUGAUACAAGUGAAAAUGCUAACAUAUAGAAGGAAAUGUACAACAAAAAAUCAUCAAGCGUUAUCAUCAAUGUGUUAUUGCCCCUGGAACUCCCUAAAGUAAACUUGACAGUAAAGAAGAUAUAGAAGAAUCCAACCCAUAGCCAAUGAAUUAGUAAUAAGCAGAUAGUUAAUCUUAAAAGUAUAGGAUGCACUUAGACGCUUAGGUUUUUAUAACUAAAGAUGGAAAUAAUUCUAAUCUUAAUGAGAGAAAAUACCAAGCAAGAGCUACAUGAAACCAUUAUUCUUGUAGGAAUAUUUAAAAACAAAUCAUGGAAGUUUUGAUUUUUUUUUCCCAAUUAAAAAGAGAAAUUUUGGCAGAUGAAAUUAAAUAAAAAGUGUGAUCAACUAGGAAAGGAAAAAUUUGUUUAAAGAUCCCCUUUAGGAUCAUUUUCUGAAUAGCUGUGGAAAGUGAAGAUCUGAAACAGGAGAAAAGUUCAUGAAACCCUAUAGGAUAGACACAGCCAAAUUGUUGGUUGCCUGAUCAAAGGGCAGUAUGAAAUGAUCCUUUUUAUUAUGCUUAAAAGGCGUAUGUGAGUUGUGCAGAUAUUGAAGCUAAUCUUCACCCUUAGUCAUUAUACGGCUUGGUCAUUUUGUUGGCCGUCAUUCAGAGUAUUUAAAAUGAUGGUUUCUGUAAAAGUUAUCACCUGGUUAAAAGCUUGAUGGUAUAAUAAUAAUAGAACUUUUACAAGAUGUGAAUUUUUAGUGAGCAUUAUUUGGAGUCAUCUAUGACAAAACUCCACAGUAGCCCAUGGUGUCCUCUGUGUCAUUUACCAAGAACAUGUCAACUCAAAUUGUUUUCCAGUGUUCACUGAGGUGGUAAAAAAACAAGGGGGUAGGGGGAGAUUUAGCUUAGGAAAAUCAAUGGUUAGAAUACGUACAUUUUUAGACAAUUUAAUAAUUAAAAAAUUCACUUUCAGAACAUGCUCUAGUACGUAGAUGUUGGCUUAGGGAAGAUGUCUGCAUUUUGAAUUCAAGAUUAAAUUAUUUUUCUGUAUGGAGAACAAAGGCAUUGUGGUAAAGAAAAAAAAGCUGGAUUAGGUGAAUGAAUUCAUUUUCCUUACUGAUUAAAAAAGAAAACACAUAAAGUUAGCUUAUUUAAUUGCCAGUUUUUCCAAGGCUGAACUUGUAAGAGAGCAGGUACAAGGCAGUUGAAUUUUGCUUUUUUAAACUACAUAUGAUAUGAUCUAAGUAUUAAUCAAAUUUGAUAAUUGAAUGAAGAUAUUUGAUUGUAUGAAAUCAUGAGUCCUUUGAGACUUAUUUUCUAAUAAUCAAUUAUGAUGGUGGUAAAAUAAUGUGAUUGAUAAGUUAUUUUCCUUUGACAGUUACUUCUCAGAGACAGUAAAAUGGAAUGACCAAUGGAUCAGAGAUUCUUUAAGUCAAAGGGCACAAGCAUUUCAACUUCCCAGGAAAAUGACACACUUAAAAUUUCCACGAUUAGGAGCCUAAGUAUUGCACUGUAUUGCCUCCUUUGGGCAUCUAACUUCAGCAUUUUGUUGGUUCAUGUGUCAUUUGUAAAAAUCAAACAAACAGAAACACACACAUACCUCACAGGAUUAAAAAAAAAACAACCAAAAACCAUGGUGUUGUGUUUAUAGACUUAAGAUUCUUGAAAUAGUGUGACACUAGAGGUGUCCAGAUGUUGCACUUGAUAAAUAGUCUGGUUUUUUCUAAAGAAUAGACUUCAGGCAAAAGCAUCAUCUUCCCUAACAGUGAGACAGGUAGGGCUGUUUUUCUUUUUCCUUCACUGUAAUAUUUUAGACAAAUACAUUGUUGAGAAAAAUGUAAAAUUUAUAUGAAUUUUAAGAAAACAGAAAACUUCAAAUAAGUUUCAUGGGUUGCUUCUGAGCAUGCCCUCUCCUCCCAAAAUCCUUGGACUUUUAAUUCAUAGCUUCAAUCCCUCUCCUCUACAGAGAAAGAUUCUUUGGUAGGUAAUUUUUAUAAACAUUGCCCCUUUCAAGAAAUCUAGUUCUCCUUUAAAUACAUUUUAUCUUUACUGAGCUUCUUUGUUUUGUUUUACAAUUUCUGUGGAAUAAACUCUGCACCUUUUAAGGGUAUUAGUGAGAUAGUUAUUUACAAGUCUUUGAAACAUUAUUUUGUUUUCUU